UUACGUCAUGUCCUUUAUGACAUACUCGAGCACAAACUGUACACACUCCAGCCCCGUCCACCAUAGCACAGAGUUUAAUAGUACAGUUGGCCAAGUUACUUGCUCAUUUGCCGAUGUGUUAUUCAAGUUAUCAUUUUUUGAUGUUCCGUUGUUAUUUCCUGAAGCACUAACAGUUCCUCACCUAAAAUUAUAUGCCUUAGCCAAGACUGAAGAACAUCAUUUUCAACAUUGGUAA
Messenger RNA from Cotesia congregata, 235 nucleotides. NCBI's taxonomy places the organism in Eukaryota, Metazoa, Arthropoda, Insecta, Hymenoptera, Braconidae. The record is from the annotation of a GenBank genome assembly.